Molecule: messenger RNA, 414 nt
Organism: Botrytis fragariae
Lineage: Eukaryota; Fungi; Ascomycota; Leotiomycetes; Helotiales; Sclerotiniaceae
Exons: 1
Coding region: 1-414 (137 amino acids)
Source: RefSeq, a predicted model, not a curated record
AUGGCGACUUUAAGCCCUAUAACAUCUUCGUUCACAACUUCUGCCACCCCUUCCCCUACAAUCAUUACCUCAAAUCUCGACGCAACGGAUACAAAGUCCACCUCCUGCUGCACAAUUACCGACGGUGGAGGAUACCCAUUCCCCACCACACCUCUCGUCACUUUGAUUAUUCUUACAGUUCUCACUUGGAUAUUCCUUAUUAUCACUUGUUACGAGCUAUCGAAACACCAAUCUGAAGUUGACAAGCUCGAGGAAGCAGAAAGACAGAGACUCGUGGGGGAGCUAUAUUUGAGAAAAAAGCAUGAAAAUGUCAUUCGAAAGGAGAUUUGGGAAGAAGACUUCCAGCGGGAUGUGGCUCGCAUGAUGCAAAUUCAAGCUCUAGAUGAAAAAUACAAUCAUGCUGUCAAUCCGUAG